ACUCUGAAACUGUUUACAUGGGAACCAUUUUUUAAUGACGUCAACACGCAUCUGCGCAGUGAGGUCACGUCGCAGACAUCCAGGAAGAGAGUUGCAGAAAGUGAACAACGUUUGGACGACUGCUCUGAUCAUGGCUCUGAAUAAGUCCAUGCAUCCCCGGAACCGUUACAAAGACAAACCACCGGACUUCGGUUACCUGGCCUCCAAAUAUCCAGACUUCCUGCAGCACGUGCACACCAGCCUCACCGGAAAACCCGUUGUGAAUUUCAAAGAGCCGGAGGCGGUGCGAGCGCUGACCUGCACCCUGCUGAAGGAGGACUUUGGUUUGACCAUCGAGAUCCCUCUUGAGCGCCUCAUACCCACCGUCCCCCUCCGCCUCAACUACAUCCACUGGGUGGAGGACCUCAUCGACGGCCAGAAGCAGCCACGCAGGGGCAUCGACAUCGGCACUGGGGCGUCUUGUAUCUACCCCCUGCUGGGAGCCACAAUGAACGGCUGGUACUUUCUCGCCACAGAGGUGGACGACAUCUGUUUCGACUACGCUACGAAAAACGUGGAGCAGAACAACCUGUCUGACCUCAUUAAAGUUGUCAAAGUCCCUCAGAAGACUUUACUGAUGGACGCCUUGAAAGAAGAGACAGAAAUAGUGUACGACUUCUGCAUGUGCAACCCUCCUUUUUUUGCCAACCAGCUAGAAGCAAAGGGGGUAAACUCCAGGAACUCACGGCGACCUCCUCCCAGUUCAGUGAACACAGGCGGGGUGACAGAGAUCAUGGCGGAGGGCGGGGAACUGGAGUUUGUCAAGAGGAUCAUUCAUGACAGCCUGCAGCUCAAGAAACGCUUGCGGUGGUACAGCUGCAUGUUGGGGAAGAAAUGUAGCUUGGCACCUUUGAAAGAGGAGCUGAGGAACCAAGGGGUGCCUAAAGUGACGCACACAGAGUUCUGCCAGGGACGGACCAUGCGGUGGGCGCUGGCCUGGAGUUUCUAUGAUGAUGUGAUUGUUCCGUCUCCUCCCAGUAAGAAGCGUAAGCUGGAGAAGGCACGGAAGCCCCUGUCGUUCACAAUACCAGAGGCGGGACUGAAGGAGCUCCAGGCCAAGGCCUCGGCUUUAGGCUGUACUGUCCACAGCCGUGUGGACAGCAUCGCUGCUCUGCUGGAGAAAACACUCACGGACCUGCGGGUGCUGCACAAACGUGUCUCGUGCAGAAAGCAGGAGCAGAGCCUCUUUCUAACAGCUGUGGAGAACACUUGGAUCCACGGACGACAGAAGCGACGCGAAGGGUCGCGUCAGUUGCGAGAGCUUCCCAGGGCGCCGCACUGUGCUGGAACCAGUUCUCAAACCACUGCGGCCACAGCGGCUCCUGCCACAGCAUCUCCAAACCAGUCUGCCUCCGCACAAAGCAGCAACACCCAGGAUGGUGCCACUCAAGAGAAAACUGCGUCUGCACAGGAGCUAGCUGGUCAGCAGCAGCCCGCAGAGCAGAUUGGCAACGGUGCCUCUUCAAACGAGAAGAAAAGACGUAACACAAAAAGAGGUCUUAGGAAUGUAUCCGGUGAAGAUGUGGACAUGGAGUCCUCUAUGUCCACAGAUGCAAGGCAGGAAACUGGCCCAAAGGAAGCACCUGCUGCAGCAAGCGAACCCCCCUCUAAGCGACCCCUGAGCCCCGGUGUAGUCGAACACUUCCUGUUUAAGUGUCUGCUGAAUGUGAUGCAUGAGGAGAGCAAUGUAGUGAUUGAGAUGCACUGGGUCGAGGGUCAGAGUAAAGACCUGAUGAACCAACUGUGCACCUACCUGAAGAACACACUUUUAAAAUCUGUUGCUAAGUCCUAAAUGGUCAGAAAAAAACAGGUCUUUUUCUUUUUAAAACAGUAUAUUCAGAUGUGAAGUGACAGCACGUGUAUUAUUUUUAAAGAUGACUAUUGAGUGCCUGUCAUUUGGGAAGUUUCUUUUUGGACAGUUAAAAUGAUUAUAAUUUGCAUAACUGUAAACAGCUUUUGAGAAGUUUUUUUCUUGUACUUGGCAGUUUACCUGUUAAGGUAGUACAUACUAGACAUUGGUAUUUUGUGCUCAAAGUAGUCAAAACAUUUGCAAUAAAUGUACAUUUUUAUAACA
Molecule: messenger RNA, 2113 nt
Organism: Siniperca chuatsi (mandarin fish)
Lineage: Eukaryota; Metazoa; Chordata; Actinopteri; Centrarchiformes; Sinipercidae
Gene: mettl16
Product: methyltransferase 16, N6-methyladenosin
Biological process (GO): rRNA base methylation
Cellular component (GO): nucleus
Molecular function (GO): 23S rRNA (adenine(1618)-N(6))-methyltransferase activity
Source: RefSeq, a predicted model, not a curated record